AUGGGAGGUGGUCCAUCUAACCUGUACAUAUAUAUGGGCCGGAAGGAUGGACAAUUUGAGUUGAAAGAUGAGUACACCGUUAAAAUUAAAAGAGAAAUAUGUGAUACCUGUACCAACUAUGAGAAGGUUUCCUACGAGAUUGAAUACAAAAAUAACAACAAAACCGGUAUAUGGACCUACUACUCAUACUAUUCCGUGACACUUUACACUGGAACCAGCUACGAAAACAUUGGAAGUUACGGGUUUUGCUACUACUACCCUGAUAAAGACCAUAUUCUAAAAGGUCUCGACAUUUACUAUACCCUAAUGAGGCCAGAUCUCCCGGUGGUAGUCAGUUUUAGGACUGUUAAUGGUAAAACAUUUAAUUGUAGAUAUGAACUACUAAAGGAAGCGGGAUGGGACUAUCCCAGGAAUCUGGAAAAGUACACAAUCAAAGGAAGCCUAACUAGUAAGCUAGACGGUGAGUUCAGGAAACUCCUGAAGCCGUUGUACUUUGUUUCAUAUAGUAAAUAUAACAAAGAUGUCGAGCAAGUCCCUAAUGAUCCAAAGAACCCUUACAACCGUAUCUACAUUGGCGAAAAAUCCAAAAAAUUUCACAAGGUUGGAUUUACAUCUAACUGUAACAAAAUGCACGCCCAACUAUACACGGAUAGAUGGUACUGGAGCAAGAGUGAUAGGAACAUGACUGGUCUUGAAGCAAUACAGUGGAAACUAUUCGAUGGAGUAGUGGUGUAUUACCAUGAUACAGAACCUUUAUUAAUUGAGUGUCUUACAGGGUGUAGCACAAAGAUCCAGCACGUUAGGAAGAAAAAGGGGACUGACUUCUGUAAAGCAAAUGUUCCUUACAAGUCUUACAAGGAUUUAGAGGAGAUAUUGGAGAAAUUGAAAAAAGAAUUAGAUAGUGAUAGUAGCACAUAUUGUGGAUCAGGUCAAUCCAAAGUCAGUAGCACCCCUAAGAGUCCCGACACGUCAUCAACAGACUCAUCCAGUACGCAAGAUAAAUCCCGUGGAAAAGACUCAAAUGCCAAACCCAGUGGAGGCACUCAAGAAGUAGAUAAAGAAAAGGCAGGCAGGGAAAAAGGAAAAAAAGAAGAUGGUAAAUCAAAGGAAAAUUUUGGUAGAACAGGUACUCAUCGUCAUCCAGGUCCCGAUCCUAGUCCCGAAAGCCCAGAAGAAACUAAAGAACAAGGAGUAACACCAGGCCAAACACAACACACUGGCCUUAGUGAUAAUCGAGACACACACUCCGACGGAAAACGACUUCACACAACCGAACAGCAACCACAAGAAGAAAAUAAGUUUGAGAAACAAGUGCAAGGACCUCCAAGUGAAACCUCAUCAAGAAGCCCUUCCCCUCAAUCAGAAGUAGAUUCUUCUAAAUCACGGCAUCAAGUCACACAUCAAGAGCCUUCAAGUGGUGAUACUGGUAAAACAACACACGGGAGAGACACACAUACAUCAACCGACAAUACAACACAAGCACAACAACCAGGAUCGCAUAAAACACAUGAACACAUCGAAGGCUCUGGAGGUGGUGGUGACUAUAUUCCUACAUCUGAAGCACUGCAACAGGUUAGUAGCCAGAUUGAGGAGGAUUGUGAUUGCGCACCAAUCGUAGCUUUGGGCACGAUUGCUGCCGCCAUCGUUACUGGCACUGUUCUCGGAGCUGUUGGCAACUUCGUUCACAAGUGCCUCAGCCUCAUCAGUUUAAAUACACUUUAUUUAUCACCAUACAUGGACAACGAUUUAUAUGUGGAAUCUUAUGUUGGGAGGACCGACUGA
Theileria orientalis strain Shintoku is the source of this 1782-nucleotide messenger RNA. RefSeq lists its product as hypothetical. NCBI's taxonomy places the organism in Eukaryota, Apicomplexa, Aconoidasida, Piroplasmida, Theileriidae. The transcript is spliced from 2 exons. Bases 1 to 1782 code for a protein of 593 amino acids. The record is from RefSeq and is a predicted model, not a curated record.